AUGGCGCACCACAUCGCCAGAGACAUGGCCUACUCCGCCAUAGGUGGUAGCUCCGGCGAGGGUUCGGCUGUUCCCCGGCGGACACAACUUCAGCUCCGGCGAGCGCCUUUGAUCUCAGGCGACAAAGUUCUGCUACGUGCAUGUACCGAGAUCCUCCAAUUGUUUUCUCUGAUGCUCCUCCGGCUGGAUCCGCUGCAAAUUGGUUCAGUAACAAGAAAAAAAGGUUGUGUAAAAUUGGAAAAGGUUACUUUCAGUGACCCUGAAUGUUGCUUUGAUUCAGAGAAUGCAACAGCACUGCAUCAUACCGAAGAUGGGGCGGCAAAUGAGGAGAGUUUUGUUCAGCAACCUUUCACAAGUCAUGGUGGUGGGGAUUCAGGUGGUGUCCUAAACACUCACGGUGGAAUGCAUGAUGCAGAUGAGGAUGAUGAUAUUUCAUCUCAGCCACUUCUGCCCUAUGUUGGCAUGGAAUUUGACUCAAUUGAAGAUGCCCAAAAGUUCUAUAAUGACUACGCAUUUGGAACGGGUUUUGGCUCACGCAUAGCUUCCUCAAAGAACAGCCAGAAGAAAGGUCCACAACAACUUAUCAAGAGGGUCUUCCAAUGUGUGCAUGCUGGCAAACCGGAGACUACAUGUGAGACAAGCAGCCACUCGGAAGGAAUUGCAGCAGGGGGAAGCUCAUCAAGCAAGCAGGCCGGGGUUGAAAUGGAUGUGACAGUCAAGCGUCAGAGGAAUCGGAUUAUGCGUUAUGAUUGCAAAGCUCAUAUGAUUGUUGGCCUCAGGGGCAAUAAGUGGGUUGUUACCUACUUUGUUGCACAGCAUACACACCCUUUGAUGCAGCAUGAGGAGAUUGUGAGGUUCUACCGCUCACACCGCAAAAUUCCAGAAGAAGAUUACCAACUACUGAUGACAAUGCAUGAUGUAAACUUGUCAACUACAAAUUGCAUGGGAAUGCUUGGAAUGGUCCAUGGCGGAGACCGGAGGAAACUGCCAUAUGUGAAGAGGGAUGUUUCAAAUGCGCGUUCCAAGCUGCGACAAAAUCAGUCAUUUCAGGACAUGGAUAUGACGGUUGCUUACUUUAAGAGGCGUCAAGCUGAGAAUGCUCAAUUCUACUACGCAACAGAAGUUGACAAAGAAACAAACGAAGUGACAGCUCUGUUUUGGGUGGAUGGAAGGACAAGAGCAUUGUACCCAAAGUACAAAGAUUGUGUGUUCUUUGACACAACAUUUUGCACAAAUCGGUACAAUCUGCCUUUCGCUCCUAUUGUUGGUGUGAACAACCACUUGCAAACCGUGCUGCUAGGUUGUGCCUUGGACAAGGCAAUGGAAACAGCAAUAAAAGAUGUCUUCCCAAACACAGUGCAUAGGUGCUGCAAAUGGCACGUCCAGCGAAAAGCAAGGGAAAAGUUGGGUAGGAUCCUGAGCAUGGAUGAAAAUUUUGAGCAGGUUUUCUAUGGGGUUAUCAAUGAUUCGGAGACGGUGGAUGAGUUCGAGGAGAAUUGGCAGCAUAUGCUGCAUUGCUUUGAAUUGGUUGACAACAGACAUCUAAGCAACAUGUGGCGUAAGCGAGAGACAUGGGCUCCAGCAUACUUCCGAAAGAACUUCUUCCCAUUUACAAGCACUACAGGGCGGUCUGAGGGUCUCAACUCCUACUUCAAGACAUUUGUCAACCCUCAAGACUCUGUCUGGAGAUUUGUACAACAAUAUGAGGUGCUUCAAGAAACAAUGUUGGACCGUGAAGACAAUCAAGCUUUCAUAGGCCACGCAACAACUGCACCACUUUACUCAAGGUACAACUUUGAGCGCCAAGCAGUUCACUUCUAUACCCGAAGCGUGUUUCUCAAGUUUCAAAAAGAGGUCAUGGCAUCAACAGGCUUCAUCAUGAACCUGGCCCCUGCUCUUGACAAUGCAAGCAUGAGGUUUGAGCUGCACUCAAAUUACUUUGAGAACCCCCGAAUAUUUUCAGUGAAUGUUGUGUUGGCAGAGGAGAAGUUUGAAUGCAGCUGCAACUGUUUUGAGAUGAAUGGGAUUAUUUGUGCACACAUCAUAAGGGUAAUGGUGCAUCUCAAUGUCCAAAAAAUUCCACAAAGAUACAUGCUAGAGAGGUGGUCAGAAGCUGCGACAACGGCAAUGAGCGGUGGUGGAUGUCUCCUAGAUUUUGGGCACCCUGCAACCAACACUCUCAAGUACAACGCCUUGUGCAGAAAGUAUACAUGGUUGGCUUCACAAGCUUGCAGCAAUGAUCUUGCCUACAAAAUAAUGAAUGAUGCAGCUCACCAACUUGAGCCCCUCAUAGCUGCAGCAAAGCAAGGGGCGCUCCCAGAACAGCAGGAAGCAAAUCAGCCGCAAGCAAUGCAACAGCAACAACAAACCCCCGAGCCAACCACUGUGCCGCAACCUGAUGGCGAUGCCAUGCUUCAGAACCCCGCACGUGUUCCAAAAAAAGGGCGUCUGACUGAAAAAUCAAAGAGGAGAAAGACUCUGCUUGAGCAACGAGAAGAUGCACAUAAGAAUAAAGCUAAGAAAGAUGAAAAGAAGCAAACCAAGCCCAGAGGAAAACCUGGACCAAAGAAGAAAGCGCCUCCUUGUUCGUACUGCAACGAAGAAGGUCACGGUGUCCAAACAUGCCAGUACUUGAAGGCUGCAAUGGGGGUCAAAAAAUGUCCCUACUGUGAAGAGCAAGGUCAUGCUGUGCAAGAAUGUCCCUACCUAAAAGCUGCAAUGAAGACAGAUGCUAGCAUGGCUAGAGCAACAGAGCUUAGGCUGUGA
Molecule: messenger RNA, 2766 nt
Organism: Aegilops tauschii subsp. strangulata
Lineage: Eukaryota; Viridiplantae; Streptophyta; Magnoliopsida; Poales; Poaceae
Source: RefSeq, a predicted model, not a curated record